This is a messenger RNA of Linum tenue, 1424 nucleotides long. Lineage: Eukaryota; Viridiplantae; Streptophyta; Magnoliopsida; Malpighiales; Linaceae. The record is from the annotation of a GenBank genome assembly.
CCGGCAGUAUUAAGAAUAGUUGGACUUGGAGAGCUCAAUGAUGGAGCAAAAGCAAACGAAGAAUGCAAAAGGAGAGAGAUGAGUAGAGUCGUUGGACUAGGAGAGAAAGGAAACAGUGCCCAGCGCCAUCUCUGUAUCAAACAAUAUUCGUAGGCUCUGUUUCCCUUCCCAGCGAUGGCGGACGGCGACGAAAUGGAACAACGUCGGCGGGUAAGGACCCACUAUUCGUCGGAUCAAGAAAUACUGUUGGUCGGCGAAGGGGAUUUUUCAUUCACUGUGUCUUUGGGUCUCGCCUUCGGCUCCGCUUACAAUAUCGUCGCUACCUCUCUUGACACCUUCGACGAGUUGACGAAGAAAUACAAAACAGUAGGAUGGAACUUAGAAGUGCUGAGAAUGUUGGGAGCUCAGGUCUUCCAUGGAGUGGAUGCAACCAGAAUGAAGCUUCUCCCUGACUUGUGUAUGCGCAAGUUUGAUCGCAUCAUUUUCAACUUCCCCCACGCAGGGUUUCACGGAAAGGAAGACGAUCCCCGCCUGAUCAGAGAGCACGUGAAACUAGUGCAUGGGUUCUUCAGGAAUGCAUCAACCAUGCUACGACUUGAUGGAGAAGUACAUGUCACCCACAAAACUUCAAAACCGUAUUCUGACUGGAACAUCAUAGGCCUUGCUUCCAAGAGCCUUUUGGUCUUGCAUGAUCAAGUUGAUUUCGAGAUGAAAGAUUAUCCUCGUUACAACAACAAGAGAGGAGAUGGAAAGAGGUCCGACGAGCCAUUCCGGCUUGGCGAUUGCAGCACCUUCAAGUUCAGAUUGGAUCCCUCUCUUGCAACGCAGCAGCCAAGGUAUCAACAUUAUCAGGACGAAUUGACCAAGCUGCAGUAUCAUCAUCCAACUUCCACAGCUCAUGUUCUUAUGAGCAGUGUUGGAGGCCAUGAUGGUGGACUCUUUGACCCUCACUUGCCAGCAAAAGCUGGACAUCUUAUCGCUACAGAUUAUAUUGUUCCUGAAGCACCACGGCCACUGCCGCGUUGGCCUUACUCUGGCGGAGGUACUCUUACUGGGGGUGGAGGAACUCUGUUGGAUGUUGAAUAUCAACGGAAGAUGAAGUCAAGAUGGCGACUGAUGGUAUAUCUUCACGGCCAGGAGAGAGGAGGAUACUGAUCUGAAUUUUGGUUGUGGGAACCUUGAAGAAUGUUGAUGAUCAGCAGUGGAGGGGUUGAAGUCACUCUGGUGCAUCUUUUAUGAGAGGCAGUUGCUGACCAGCUGAUCUGAUCAAUGCGAACCAUAUGGCAUCUCAAGAACUAUAUUCUCUUGUUGGCGUUGAUUUCUCCUCUCUAUUUGUAUCUUUGCUUUCCUUAGUUUCUUCUCUAAAAUACAAGAAAGAAAGUAACAGUUUGCAACUUUGCUACAGAGAGAACAAACGUAUGCAU